Drosophila simulans is the source of this 1762-nucleotide messenger RNA. RefSeq lists its product as uncharacterized. The transcript has 2 exons. The record is from RefSeq and is a predicted model, not a curated record. Lineage: Eukaryota; Metazoa; Arthropoda; Insecta; Diptera; Drosophilidae. The coding region runs from base 170 to 1453 and encodes 427 amino acids.
UAGCGGGCUUUGCAAUCUGAACGAUAAUCGGCAGGACACAAAAACGUGUCAUUAAACAUCUGAGAUCUUUGAACUUUGCACUAAAAUAAACCGGAUUUUGUAUACUAUAACCAUUCACGUGGGUGCCAGUAGGUCUGCCAAUGCCAUUUUUUUGCGUGUGGCAUCAAUAAUGUGGCAGCCAUAUAAAAUGUGGCCAGGAGCACGCCAAUCCGUAGUCGGCCCUAAAAUGCUGCUCGACACGGACAUGGCCAGUGGAGUGAUCCGCUCGCCAUAUAGUUUUGACAUCCCACACGCCUUUAUCUUCAACGAAUCGCAGUUUGUGGUGCCCAAGUUCUGUGGUCCCUACAUGGAGAUAGUGAAGCACUUCGCUGAGGUGUACCACUACCAGCUGUUUCUCGAUCCUCUCGAGAGCUUGCCCAAGAAAUCGGUGGUGGAGCAGGACAUUAUCAGUGGCAAGUACAACCUCUCGCUCCAUGGGGUUAUCAUUAGGCCAGAGGCAACCAGUGACUUCUUCAACGCCACGCAGCAUAGUUAUCCUCUGGAGCUGAUGACGAACUGCGUAAUGGUACCCCUGGCUCCGGAGCUGCCCAAGUGGAUGUACAUGGUGUGGCCGCUGGGCAAGUACAUCUGGACAUGCCUCUUCCUCGGCACCUUCUAUGUCGCGCUCCUGCUGAGGUAUGUGCACUGGCGGGAGCCAGGGAAUGCAACCCGAUCUUACACCAGGAACGUACUUCACGCCAUGGCCCUUUUGAUGUUUAGUGCCAACAUGAACAUGUCCGUGAAGCUGAAGCACGCCUCGAUUCGCGUCAUAAUCUUCUACACGCUACUCUACAUCUUUGGAUUCAUCCUGACCAAUUACCACCUCAGUCACAUGACGGCCUUCGAUAUGAAGCCGGUGUUUCUGCGGCCCAUCGACACCUGGUCGGAUCUGAUCCACUCGAGACUGCGCAUCGUUAUCCACGACUCGCUGCUGGAUGAGCUGCGAUGGCUGCCGGACUACCAGGCCCUGCUGGCGAGUCCAUCGCGUUCCUACGCCUAUGUGGUCACCCAGGAUGCCUGGUUGUUCUUUAACCGACAGCAGAAGGUGCUCAUCCAGCCGUACUUCCACCUGUCCAAGGUGUGCUUCGGCGGUCUCUUCAACGCCCUGCCGAUGGCCUCCAAUGCCAGCUUUGCCGGCUCCCUGAACAAGUUCAUUCUGAACGUUUGGCAGGCGGGUUUGUGGAACUACUGGGAAGAGCUAGCCUUUCGGCAUGCCGAGCAGGCUGGCUACGCGAAAGUUUUCUUGGACACAUAUCCAGUGGAACCACUAAACCUGGAGUUCUUCAGCACGGCAUGGAUUGUCUUAUCCGCGGGAAUACCCAUUAGUUCGCUGGCUUUCUGCUUGGAGCUCUUUAUUCAUCGACGAAAGCAAAGACGUCCACAGUAUGAACGAUUUGAGUGCUACGAUUACUAACAAGUGGAAAUAUCAUUGUACUCUAUUAUCAAGGGCUUAGUUAUCAUAAUGCUUAAAUGUGAUUUUAAUAACUUAGAAUAGGUCUCAGAAUACACUGAGCUUCAGUAGAGGAUAUUCAAAUAGGAGCUGAGGGAGGUAAUGUAUAAGUUUUCCCAUGGGAGCAAUUAAUAAGAAAUAUAUUGGGGCAAAAAAAUUAACCUGGCUUACAAAUCGUGGAGCGUUUCAAUUAAUUCAUGGAGCUUCUAAGACGAAGUCAUGUGGUCAUCGUAUCGGAUUUGUGUUUUCUUGUUGACCACCUAUCAUACGAGU